Molecule: messenger RNA, 1902 nt
Organism: Blastomyces gilchristii SLH14081
Lineage: Eukaryota; Fungi; Ascomycota; Eurotiomycetes; Onygenales; Ajellomycetaceae
Product: Ser/Thr protein phosphatase
Exons: 3
Coding region: 1-1902 (633 amino acids)
Biological process (GO): nucleotide catabolic process
Cellular component (GO): cytosol
Molecular function (GO): hydrolase activity
Source: RefSeq, a predicted model, not a curated record
AUGCACUCGCUAUUCUUGGCCCUGCUGGGGCUCUCCGGCUCCGCCCUGUCGGCGCAACCCGCCGCUCCCAACCCCAUUCCGGCCCCGAUGAGGAAUCUCACCUUUGGUCAGCUUAAUUUCCUCCAUACAACUGAUACACAUGGCUGGCUUGCUGGUCAUCUUCGAGAAGCUUCAUACGCCGCCGACUGGGGAGACUACAUCUCAUUCGCCAAUCAUAUACGUGAAAAAGUCGAAGCCGAGGGACAUGAUUUACUGCUCAUAGACACCGGCGACAGGAUAGAAGGAAACGGUCUCUACGACAGCUCGGAGCCAAAGGGACUCUAUACCGCGGACAUCUUCAAGCAACAACGUAUCGACGUCAUCUGCUCCGGCAACCAUGAGCUGUAUCAAAAGAACUCAUCCGUAGAUGAGUACCUAAUCACAGUCCCCAAUUUUAAAGGCAACUAUCUCGCCUCUAAUAUCGAUAUCACGAAUCCCCACUCGGGAGAGCGCGUCCCCCUCGCCCCGCGUUUCAAGAAGUUCACCACAGAAAAGCAGGGCAUACGCAUCGUAGCGUUUGGCUUCUUAUUCGAUUUCAAACAAAACUAUAAUAAUACCGUCGUACAACUCGUGGAAGACACCGUCAAGGAACAAUGGUUCCAAGACGCCAUUCGCGACAAAGAGGUCGACCUCUUCCUCGUCAUUGGACAUGUUCCUGCCGAAUCGAAGGAAUUCUUAGCCAUCUACAAAGCGAUCCGUGGCAUGCAUUGGGACACCCCGAUCCAGUUCUUCGGAGGCCAUCACCAUAUCCGAGACUAUAUCAAGUACGACGAGAAGGCAUAUGGAAUGGCCAGUGGCCGGUUCAUGGAAACAAUCGGCUUCGCUUCCAUCAGCGGCUUAUCCACAGGAAACAAGAAGUCACCGUCCGCCGCAGCCACCCCAUCCUUCACCCGCAAAUACAUUGAUAAUAACCUCUGGUCCUUCUACCACCAUACCGGCCUCAACGAAACCACCUUCCUACAGAACAUGGCAAGAAAGUUUCAAAAUGAUCGAAGAGGCUCGCCACGCCCUAAACCUCGACCACAUCUACGGCUGCUCGCCCAACGACCUGUGGAUGUCGCGCGUGCCAUACCCGCACAACGAAAGUAUAUAUUCCUGGCUAGAGACGCAGGUUUUGCCGGACAGCUUUCGUCCCAGCACUACGCGCUAACAAGACCGGGCCCCUUCACGCAAGAUUCGGCCUACAUCCUAUCGCCCUUCAUAUCCGGCUUCCGCUACGCCAAGGACGUGCCGUAUAGCAAAGCGAAGCAGGUCCUGGAGGUCCUAAAUCGGCAGAUGAAAAUCCUCGCAGCCAUGCCGCAGUCGACCGUGUCGGCAUCCUCGUUCCUCUCCCCGCCCGAGCAGCAGAGGAUAGCUCAUGAUGUCAUCGUUAACGACGACGGGAACGGCCGGCACCACGCAGGAAAAAUCCAGCUAUCUGCGCCAGGUCAAAUCCCACUCUCCUCGCCUAGAAACGACGAUGACAAUGAUGACGAUGAUGACAACAAGAAACCAAUCCUCACCGACAUCCCGGGCUACACCACCAAAGACGACGCCGGCGACGACGGCGACGACACAAUCCACUCCCCCAUAAACUUCUACCGCAUGCCGAACUGCUUCUCAGCUCUUAUCCCCCCCUCCGCAUCCUCAUCCCCGUCCUCAUCCCCAUCCUGGUCCACAUCCACAGACGUAAAAGCCCACACGGCAGACCCAGAAACCGUCGACCUCGUCUACGUCGACUUCAUUGAGCCAUGGAUGGAUCUGGCGUUUCAGUACGUGGGCCAUGCCAUUGAUAUUCGGAGGGAUACAGAGGUUAUUUUGGCGGGGGAGACGUUGACGACUAUUAUUGUUCGGUGGGUGGAGGAGAAUUGGAAGUGUAAGUAA